AAAAAUGAGAGCAUACAUCCUACAGACAUUCAUUACAUGGACAUACAAGGGGAUACUCUGCACAUGCCGGUUUCUGUGGAUCUGUCCAUACAAUGCAAUCAAAUUCCUACCAAGGGAAACAUACAUCACAAAGGAGAAAAGCAGACAGGUGACACGACAUGUGGCUUAUGAAAGCAAGGUGACUGCAGCCAUUCCAGGAAGCCCUGACCGCGUUAACGCACUCCACAAACGAGUGACCAAAAUCGAGAGAGAGAUCCUGUCAAUCAAGACCAGGGUCGCCUGUGAGAGAGCAUCAUGGGAAAAGAGAUUUUCAGAGCUGCAAAGGCAACAGGAGGAACUGCGUAAUCAGGUUUUCUCUGAGGCUGAGAUACUGCUGAAGGUGGGAACUAGUGAGAAGCAGAGAGACAAUGGAGAUGAUUUGGAUGAGCAGUCAAGUGGUUUCUGCCAACACAGAAGAUCCAAAGUGUCAUCAAGAAGUGGCAGCCAUUCAUACAGCUUAUCAGGGAGCCAGGGAUCCUUGUCAACCCCACAGAGCUCAAGAUCGUCUUCUUCUUUAUCUUCAGCCUCAAGUGUGCGAUCCUGGAAAACGUCUCACGGCCCACAUCGGGUUUUUGUCCCCCACUCACCCAUGGACUUGCAACUUGGCCAUCGGGUUAGGAUCAUGCUGCCAUCUGGCAGGAUCAGCACAGGAACAGUUCGUUUCUUGGGAAACCUGCAGGGGGAGCCAGAGCUCUACCUUGGUGUGGAGCUGCAGAGCCAUGAUGAAUCACUGUGUGACGGCAGUCAUAAUGGACAUACCUACUUUGAAUGCAAACCAGGACAUGGUGCCUUUGUGCCAUUCCACAAGUUGUUGAUGGCCUGGGAAUAAAAGAAUCCGGUGGACCACGCAAAACAUUAGACAGAAUAGUAAACCUGCUAUAUGAAGAAAAUUUAUGUAAUAAAUAAUGCAUAAUAUCUCUCUCAAAUUAUGACUUAUACCCCAUGUAUGACAGCUAAUAUUUGACUUUUUGUGUAUCAAAGGAAAGACAGGACAUCAAUGA
This is a messenger RNA of Gambusia affinis (western mosquitofish), 1040 nucleotides long. Its product is annotated as CAP-Gly domain-containing linker protein 4. The coding region runs from base 5 to 868 and encodes 287 amino acids. The record is from RefSeq and is a predicted model, not a curated record. The transcript has 7 exons. NCBI's taxonomy places the organism in Eukaryota, Metazoa, Chordata, Actinopteri, Cyprinodontiformes, Poeciliidae.